AUGAAACUCUUCGCAUUCGUUCUUCUCUGCGCUACCGUUGCCCAAGCUUGGCUGCCAGCCGACCGUGGUCUUUUCAAAGGGAAUGGAAGGCCGUCGAAGCCAUGGCAUCACCGCUCAGAAAAGAUCCGAGGAGUUAAUCUCGGAUCCCUCUUCGUCGUCGAGCCUUGGAUGAUUCCAAAGGAAUGGACCGCUAUGGGCUGUGCGGGAACGAAUUCAGAGUUCGACUGUGUCAAAGCCCUGGGACAAGCUGAAGCCAAUGCCGCAUUUCGUCAUCAUUGGAAUCAUUGGUUUACCGAACGCGACAUGGAUGCAAUGGUUUCGUUCGGGCUGAACACGCUUCGUAUUCCACUAGGAUUCUGGAUGGAUGAGAGCCUUGUAUACUCCGACGAGUACUUCCCGCAAGGAGCCCUCCCUUCUCUGGAGAAAGUCUGCAACUGGGCUGCUAAGCGUGACUUCUAUAUUAUCCUGGAAAUGCACGGGGCACCUGGAGCGCAAACGGCGUGGCAGGCUUUUACAGGAAAGUGGGUUGAGGAGCCUGGCUUUUAUAAUGCUACAGAGUUUGCGCGCGCCUACAAGUUCCUUGAAUGGUUGACAAAACUCAUCCACACCAACCGCAAUUUCCGGACCGUGGGCAUGCUCGGGGUUAUUAAUGAGCCGAAUUGGGACGAGCCAUCCGUUAUAACUGAUUUCAACCCAACCGCGUACUCCAAGAUCCGUUCUAUAGAGUCCUCCCUCGGCGUAAGGGUCAAAGACCGUCUGCACAUCCAAUAUAUGGACAGCAAGUGGGGUGCAGGAAACCCAAAGCAGAAUCUGACAAAGACUUUCUACACUGCCUACGACAACCAUCGCUACCUCAAAUCUGACCUCACCGUACCGCUAUCACAGGAAGGGUACCUCAAUACGUCUUGCAAUGAUAAUCUCAUCACUCCUGGAGAAACUCCCCUUAUUGUUGGCGAGUGGAGUUUAGGGCCCAAGACGUCUGAAGAACAUUCCCCUGAGUUCCAAGUAGCCGACGACACAAACAAGGGCUUCUACAAGAAAUGGUGGGCUGCACAGGUUAUGGCCUAUGAGCGAGGGUUGGGGUGGACGUAUUGGUCCUGGAAGACCGAGCUGGACAAUGAUUAUCGCUGGAGUUACCUCGAGGCUGUUGGCGCGGGAGUGAUUGAAAAGGAUCCGAGCAGAGCCUAUAAACUCGGCGCGUGUUGA
Ilyonectria robusta is the source of this 1206-nucleotide messenger RNA. RefSeq names its product putative endo-beta-1,6-glucanase. The transcript has 2 exons. Gene Ontology annotation, molecular function: beta-glucosidase activity. NCBI's taxonomy places the organism in Eukaryota, Fungi, Ascomycota, Sordariomycetes, Hypocreales, Nectriaceae. Bases 1 to 1206 code for a protein of 401 amino acids. Gene Ontology annotation, cellular component: extracellular region; cell surface. Gene Ontology annotation, biological process: glucan catabolic process. The record is from RefSeq and is a predicted model, not a curated record.